UGUUUUAUCUACGUCACGUCGGGUAUAAACCUGCAGUUCUGCGAGAACCAACGAGAAGUGUUUUAACAAAUCGUCUGACAAUCAACUGGCCGAGAGCGAAAUGUCGAUAAUAAACAGCGCAGCGCGACCGCAGUUUGGACACUGGCUCCUGGAGCAGGUACAGUCUAUGCGCUACGAUGGACUUUACAUGAUCGACAGAGACACAUUCCGCAUCCCGUGGAAACACAACUCGAGGAAAGACUGCGGAGACGAAGACAACAGAAUAUUCCGAGAAUGGGCUGUGGUUAGUGGUAAAAUUAAUGAGUAUCCCAAUGACAAGGCAAAGUGGAAGACCAACUUCCGCUGUGCUCUCAACAGCCUUAGACAGUUCAACAUGAUCCAUGACAACUCCAAAAACUCAGAAAAUCCCCAUAAAAUCUAUCGCAUCAUUCAUCCUGAAAACCAUCAGCAGUGCUCAACCAAUCACAUUGAAACCCUGUACAGCUCUACUAACAAUCAGUGUGAGGAAAUGAUGUAUGAUUUGCCAAACCACAUGGACACCUUGCAUCUAAACCAACAGCCCACAGAAAUGCAGUAUUGGGCAGGCUAUCAACAACCUAUCCAGAACGUAGCAGAUGACAGCACUUGCUAUAUGCCAAUUGUGCCGCAGCCUUAUCUUCCUAGUAACAUGCCUGUUCCAGCACAAACUUUAGCACAAGUGCCCAACAAUGCAGCCUUCUCAGUGCCCCAGCCUAUUAUCCUGCCUUCUGUCAAUGAGCUAGAGAUCACCAUUCACUACAGGAGAACAGAGAUGCUGAAGGUGCAUUGUGCAAGUCCACUUGUUCAGCUCCAUUCACAAUGCGAUCAUUCAGAGCUAAGGGGCAACUCUGUGCCCUUCCCCAGCACUGCGGAGCUUACUGACCAAAAACAGAUCCAGUACACUAAGCGCCUCCUGGACAGUAUCAAGCGAGGUCUGCUCCUAGAGGUCUGCUCUUCAGGUAUCUAUGGAUUCCGCCAAGAUGAGUGCAAUGUGUUUGUCAGCACCUGCGAUUCUGCCGAGAUCCAGGACGAAGAGCCCAAAAAGCUGUCCCAGAACCAAAAAGAACUGCUGUUCAGCUUUGAGAAAUACAAGAAAGAUCUCAUAGAUUUCAAAGAGAACAGAAGUGGAUCUCCUGAUUACACCAUCUAUUUGUGCUUUGGGCAGAAGUUCCCAGACGGAAAGCCACUGGAGAGAAAGCUGAUCAUUGUGAAGGUCGUGCCUUUGAUUUGUCGUGAGUUGCAUAAGGCAGCACAGCUGGAGGGAGCUUCGUCUCUGCACAGUGAGAACAUCAGCCUGCAGAUCUCCAACAACAGCCUGUAUGACUUGAUUGAAGCCGCUUUCUCACCACCCUCUGCUGUUUAAAGUCUUAAUGCUGGGACACCACAUGCCUCUCUCUGGAUUCCUAAUGAUAAGCAUGGUUUUAACCACAGUGCUAGCUUCACUCGUCUUCUCCGUUAUGCAGAAUUACUGUGUACCAAACAUACCUGUUAUGCUUCAAAAUGAAAUAGCAAUCUCAAACUCAAGCAGUUGGCAAAGAACAGACCUACUUUGUUAGGUUUGUUUAAUAGACAAUAUAAUGACAACCUUGCUUUAGUGUUUUAUCUUUUAAUGAAGAAUUGUCUUUGUAAAGCUUUUUUUUAUUUUAAUAUAAAAUAUUUCUAUUGUACUGCAUUUCAUCAAAUGGACAGUACAUAAAUGUAUCCUUUGCAAGCAAAUGCGUCGUGAAUCUUUAACAGACAUUCUCAUUGCAAUGCACACGUAAAUGUGGAACAACUUAAGGAACUUUUUUCAUUUUUUAUUAAAUAAAUUGUUAAAGAAAUUUAUUUACAAAUCAGCAGAACAGAUUCUCAAGUUCACAAUGAGAAUCCAGUAUAAUCCAGUAAUAAGGCAGCACAUUACACACAAGGGAAAUGAUCAACAAUAUGUCUUCUGCCAGCAUUUUACACAGUUUGUCUUCAAAUGCAAAGUGGCCAGUUAUGACUUCAAGGGGGGAGGGAAUAAAAAUAACAGUAAAACCACAA
This is a messenger RNA of Clarias gariepinus (North African catfish), 2040 nucleotides long. RefSeq names its product interferon regulatory factor 7-like. The record is from RefSeq and is a predicted model, not a curated record. Gene Ontology annotation, biological process: regulation of transcription by RNA polymerase II; immune system process. Gene Ontology annotation, cellular component: nucleus. Gene Ontology annotation, molecular function: RNA polymerase II cis-regulatory region sequence-specific DNA binding; protein binding; DNA-binding transcription factor activity, RNA polymerase II-specific. The transcript is spliced from 9 exons. NCBI's taxonomy places the organism in Eukaryota, Metazoa, Chordata, Actinopteri, Siluriformes, Clariidae. Bases 101 to 1381 code for a protein of 426 amino acids.